AGAUGCAAUUAUUCGGUGUGGCUCGGCACCAUUCCCUCCAUGGACCUAAUCAUCUUCGAGGUCCCCCCGAAGAAUGUCCUCCUCACCAACGCCGACGACGGGUGGCGAGGCCGCAUCUGGCUCCGGACCCACUGCACCACCAACAGCUCCGGCGGCUUCUCGUGCCUCACCGGGGACUGCCACUCGGGGGUCGAGUCGUGCGACGGCAAGUUGGCGGAGGCCCCCGUUACACUCCUGGACUUCACCAACUUCAGCAACAACGACACCCUCUACGUCUACGCCGUCAACUUGCUGCAUGGCUUCAACGUGCCCGUCGUGGUGCAACCCCAGGGGGGGCCGAGCCCAUGCCAGGCCACGGGGUGCCCGGAGGACAUCAAGAAGGUGUGCCCUGUGGAGCUCCAGGUGACGGACACGAAUGGGUUCACGAUCGCAUGCGAAAGCGAGUGUGAUAAGUAUCAUGAUCCCAAGGUUUGCUGCAUCGAUGAGUAUGGGAGUCAAGACAAGUGCCAUCCUUCGGGGCAGGCAGACAUGUUCAAGAGGGCAUGUCCUCUGGCCCAUACUUGGACCUACGAUGGUGGUAUCUUCUCAUGUGCUGGAGCUGAUUUUAACAUUACAUUGUGCCCCUAAACUAGCUAGGUUUUAAGUGGAAGGCCGUGGAGGGCUUAGAUCAUGCAUGUCCACUAUAGCUUUAUUUUUGGCUAAUUAAUUAGUGCGAGAUUAAAUGGCAUAACAUAUUAAGAUAAA
Elaeis guineensis (African oil palm) is the source of this 744-nucleotide messenger RNA. NCBI's taxonomy places the organism in Eukaryota, Viridiplantae, Streptophyta, Magnoliopsida, Arecales, Arecaceae. The record is from RefSeq and is a predicted model, not a curated record.